Molecule: messenger RNA, 2835 nt
Organism: Cajanus cajan (pigeon pea)
Lineage: Eukaryota; Viridiplantae; Streptophyta; Magnoliopsida; Fabales; Fabaceae
Product: subtilisin-like protease Glyma18g48580
Biological process (GO): proteolysis
Molecular function (GO): serine-type endopeptidase activity
Source: RefSeq, a predicted model, not a curated record
AUACAGAAAUUGGCUUGAAAGAUUGGAAAACAAAAGAAAUGGUUGUCUGUUUAUAAGCAAAAGCUGUGUGUCAACAUUCAUGAAGCACAUUUCCGGAAGAGAAAAUGAGAAGGUUUAGGAGAAAAAGAGAGAGAGAGGGUGCCCUAUAUAUGCAAGGCAUUCUAUCUGAUAAUAAAUUCUCAAAACCACUGGAAAAGAAUGGGAAGCUCCAUUUUUGGCCAUAAGCUUAUCCUUUCAUCUUUUUUUCUUUUCAUUUUCCUUUUGGGAGCUGUUCAUGGCAGCAAAAAGUGUUACAUUGUAUACUUGGGAGCUCAUUCUCACGGUCCCAGCCCUACGUCUCUUGACCUCCAAAUUGCUACGCAUUCUCAUCACAAUUUACUAGCUUCAAUCUUCUCAAGUGAGGAGAAAGCGAAAGAAGCAAUUAUUUACUCAUAUAAUAGACACAUCAAUGGGUUUGCUGCGCUACUUGAGGAGGAAGAAGCUGCUGAUAUUGCAAAAAACCCAAAUGUAGUAUCUGUGUUCUUGAGCAAACAACAUAAAUUGCACACUACCCGGUCAUGGGAAUUUCUUGGAGUGCACAAAAAUGGGAAAAACUCUGCUUGGCAAAAGGGAAGAUUUGGUGAAAAUGCAAUAAUUGCUAACAUAGACACAGGUGUUUGGCCUGAAUCCGAGAGCUUCAGUGAUGAAGGAUUUGGCCCCGUCCCUUCAAAAUGGCGCGGGGCUAAUGUUUGUCAAAUUAACAAACUUCCCGGCUCAAGGAAAAUUCCAUGCAACAGGAAGCUGAUUGGAGCAAGAUUCUUUAACAAAGCUUUUGAGGCAUAUAAUGGCCAACUUGAUCCAUUGCUACAUACGGCGCGUGACUUUGUGGGGCAUGGUACCCAUACUCUAUCAACUGCUGCAGGCAACUUUGUUGAAGGUGCAAGUGUUUUUGCAGUUGGCAAUGGCACUGCAAAGGGAGGGUCCCCAAGGGCUCGAGUUGCAGCUUAUAAAGUGUGUUGGUCUCUAACCGAUUCAGCCAAUUGUUAUGGUGCGGAUGUGUUAGCUGCUAUUGACCAAGCCAUAGACGAUGGUGUUGAUAUCAUCAAUCUUUCGGCUGGUGGCAGUCACGUUGUCACUCCCGAAGGAAUAUUCACAGAUGAGGUUUCCAUUGGGGCAUUCCAUGCAAUUGCUAGAAACAUACUUUUAGUUGCCUCUGCAGGGAAUGAUGGACCAACUCCAGGAUCUGUUGUCAAUGUGGCUCCUUGGGUCUUCACAAUUGCUGCUAGCACAAUAGACAGAGAUUUUACUAGUACUUUAACCAUUGCUAAUGGUAACAACAAUCAACAAACCACGGGAGCGAGUCUGUUUGUGAAUUUGCCACCCAAUCAGGCCUUUUCUCUGAUCCUUGCCACCGAUGCUAAGCUUUCUAAUGCCACAUUUCGAGACGCUCAACUUUGUAGGCGUGGAACACUUGAUCCUAGAAAAGUACAUGGAAAAAUAGUGUCAUGUGUUCGAGAAGGAAAAAUAAAAUCAGUCGGUGAGGGUCAGGAGGCUCUAUCUGCAGGCGCCAAGGGAAUGAUUUUGGACAAUCAACAACAAAGUGGGAAUACACUUCUUGCUGAGCCUCAUGUUUUGUCCACUGUCAACAGGCCCAAAAAACAUGGAAAGACAAAGCCCGGUCUUUCUGACCUAACUGCCACGGACUCUAUAAGCUUAGGUUCUACAAUAAAAAUGUCCCCAGCAAGAACAUUGUUUGGAAGAGAGCCAGCUCCAAUUAUGGCUUCAUUCUCAUCUAGAGGACCCAAUAAGAUUCAACCAUCAAUACUAAAGCCUGAUGUCACUGCGCCUGGUGUAAACAUACUAGCUGCAUAUUCACUAUUUGCAAGUGCAUCGAACUUGAUAACAGACACUCGUCGUGGGUUUCCAUUCAAUGUAUUGCAAGGAACUUCCAUGUCUUCCCCUCAUGUUGCUGGCAUCGCUGGACUUCUCAAAACACUUCACCCUAAUUGGAGUCCUGCUGCUAUAAAAUCUGCAAUCAUGACCACAGCCACCACACGUGAUAACACAAACAAGCCAAUAAAGGAUGCAUUUGAUAAAAUACGGGCAACUCCCUUCGCUUAUGGUUCAGGACAUGUUCAACCCGACCUUGCAAUAGAUCCUGGCCUUGUUUAUGACCUAAGCCUUGCUGAUUACUUGAACUUCUUAUGUGCUUCUGGAUAUGACCAACAACUCAUUUCCACGCUCAAUUUCAAUAGGAUAUUCAUUUGUUCAGGCUCUUACAAAGUAACAGACUUGAACUACCCUUCAAUCACAUUGCCAAAUCUUGGUUUAAAGUCUGUAACCAUUAGUCGCACAGUCACAAAUGUUGGGCCAUCAAGCACUUACAUUGCAAAUAUUACCCAUGUGGUUGGAUAUAACAUCACCGUUGUGCCAAAUUCCUUGAGUUUUAAGAAAAUUGGUGAAAAGAAGACAUUUCAGGUUAUUGUGCAAGCAAGGAGUGUAACUAAGCGGGGAACCUAUCAAUUCGGAGAAUUACGGUGGACAGAUGGAAAACAUAUUGUAAAGAGUCCUAUUACUGUUAGGCGCAAAUGAAAAAUUCCCAAUGGUGUUGGUAUUGUUAGGAUUUUAAUCGUAUAUCACCAUUUUAUGGAUGAAUGCAUAUUUAGAUGUAAGUUUGACUUUAGCUAGGAUCUUGUGUUAUGAUGUGCAUGUUGUUCCUUGGAUAUUUUAUGCCUUAGUUGUUUGGCUAUCAUUGUAUUACAUAUUUUAGGUACAAUAACGGAUAUAUGGGAAAGCCAAUUCACAUCUCAGGUGUGAAUUGGACAUGUUUAUAUAUAGCAUUAUUUGUGUUAUUAA